Molecule: messenger RNA, 627 nt
Organism: Fusarium sp. VM40
Lineage: Eukaryota; Fungi; Ascomycota; Sordariomycetes; Hypocreales; Nectriaceae
Source: the annotation of a GenBank genome assembly
AUGGUAACACUUCCUCGAACACUCGUCCAAGAGAAUCAGUAUUCUAACAAAAGUCUUCAGCCUCCAAAGCGCAAAGCUCCCGCUGCCGGCGGAACCUCCGCGCCCAAGACGCGCCAGUCCAAACUCGCAAAAGAGCACAACGUCACUGCGCAAGAAGAGGGCGAGAUCCGCGAGGCGUUCAGCCUUUUCGCGGAGCCUAUGGAUGGCGAGAAACAUGGUGUCUUGCCCAUUGACGACGUCAAGUCUGCGCUCAUAGCCCUCGGCGUCCCGCCAUCAUCGCACGCAGAACUCAAAGAAUUCAUCUCGAUUCUCGACCCCGAAAACGACGGUUACGCUACAUUCGAGCCAUUCUUCGCCAUCUGCGCCCUCAAGUUCCACAGCCGAGAGCAUGACUCUGAUGCGCACCGCGCCGAGGUCGAGGAGGCGUUCCGGCUGUUCACGAACGGGCAGGACGGUCCGAUCACGCUGGCGCACUUGCGGCGCGUGGCGGCUGUGCUGAAGGAGGAUGUGGAUGAGGAACUCCUCAAGGAUAUGAUUCUCGAGGCGAACGGUGGCGUGGGCGUUGCUCGAGGUGUUGGUGUUGAGGAAUUUGAUGGAGUUAUGAAGAGCGCUGGUGUUUGGAGGUGA